AUGGACAUUCACCGCUGCCGCUUUGUACCACAUCAGCCGGCCUCAAUCAGCGCCCUCGCCUUCUCACACACUUCCGACCUCACGCAAAAAGCGCCGCCUGAACUGCGCCUGGCCCUCGGUCGGGAAAACAGCGAUAUCGAGAUAUGGAACCCAAGCGGUGGUCGAUGGCUUCGAGAAACAGUGCUUAGGGGAAGCGUUGGGGCCACCGUCGAGCAACUGGCCUGGACGCAAGACCUGACCAUUGAAGAUGAGGGUGCUGAUACCAUUGCGAAGCCUGGUGCGAUGCGAUUGUUCAGUAUUGGCGGCUCUAGCUCAAUCUCUGAGUGGUCACUGGCAUCAGGCAAGCAGCUGAGACGAGCAGAAGGCAACUUUGGCGACAUCUGGUGCUUCGCUGCACAGCCUGCCUAUCAGCUUCCGGAAAAUGGUAAAGUCGAGGGACCUAUACCUUCGCAGUCGCUGGUGGCUGGGUGUGGCAAUGGCAGUAUUGUGCUCUUCGCAACCGACGAUGGUGACCUUCGUUACUCGCAAGUCCUCCACGCGCCACAGUCGAAAAAAUCAAAAGUCCUCAGCAUCACCUGGCGCGAUCGCAAUACUGUCGUGGCUGGGUACGAAGAUAGCUUGAUCCGGGUUUUCGACGUAUCUACUCGCAAAGUGAUACGCCAAAUGAGUCUUGGAAAGCCCGCAGAAGGCAGCAAGACGGUCGUAUGGACCGUAAAAUGCCUCCCAGACGGAACCAUCGUCUCUGGCGACUCGUCAGGCGAGCUGAAAAUCUGGGAUGCCAAAAAUCUCUCUUUGACCCAACGGCUGAAGUCCCACCAAGCAGAUAUUCUCGACAUCACCGCGAGCUCUAAAGGAGACCAGAUCUUUACUUUUGGUGUCGAUCGAAGGACGAUUGCAUAUCAACCUCUGCCAAACCCAUCUGGCCAAAAAAAGAGGCGAUGGGCCCAAGUUAUGCACCGACGUUUCCAUGAUCACGACGUCAAGUGCGCAGCAAGCUACGAAAGCAGAGGUCUCAGCGUACUCGUGUCAGGAGGUAUGGACGCAUCCCCUAUCGUACUGCCGAUGAGGAAUUGGCAGUCGGAAUACCAUAGGAGUCUUUCGCAUCUACCACAGCAGCCACAGAUGUCGACCUCGAGGAACCGCCUGAUGCUUGCCUGGUGGGGCCGAGAACUCAACGUGUUCCAUCUUCCACGCCGCUCCACGGACGGUGAGAUUACCACGGGCUCAGAAGAUUAUGAACUCCUUGCCACACUGCAAUUGAAGGGUGAAGAGAACAUACAAUCGGCGCAAAUAUCUGGAGAUGGCAGCUUGGUCAUCUCAGCUACCCCCAGAGGCGUUCGGCUCUUUCAGUUGCGCCGCACGUCUUCUAAUGGCGGUCUGGCGAUGCGAUCCAGGUCUGUGCCCUUACCACUUUCUCUUCACGACUACGGUGCUCGCCACGUCACCUUCUCUCCGGAUGGGAAGUGGUUGUGCGUUGCCCGAUUCGACAACACUAUUCUUCUUGCCAAGAUUAUUCCUGGUGCUGAACCCAAGGACUUACCUUCAAUACAUCCAACGAUCGCUCGCUUAGAACCUACCGGGGACGAUAACGACGAUAGCCCGCUUCGCGCUUACGCAGACGCAAUAUCUGCCAUCACAUUCUCUCCCGAGUCUCGCGUGCUGGCUGUCGGCACACUUUCCGGACACACCACUGCCUGGACGCUCGAAGGUCAUGAAGACCGCAAUUCGCUAUCACCCAAAUCGGUCGCAAAAAAUGCGGCAUCCGACUCCGACUCCGACUCAGAUUCCUCAGACUCCGACACAGAGGACGACUCGCCUCUGAUCCAUGCCCAGCGCUGGACACGCACACCAACCCUUCCCCGACUUGAUGCAUCCAUUCUGUUGUUACUGUUCCGACCGUCUUCACCAGCUUCCUCUUCUCCCACAGCUAUCAAGGACAGACACCACCUUUCCCCUCCCUCAUCAAACAUUGCCCUACAUCCAACCCGCCACACGCCUAACCCUGUGGCCCACGAGCACCCAACUCUAGCGCCCCUGGUCGCCAUCACUUCGUCCCACACACUCACUGAACUGGACAUCACAAGAGGCAAGCUAACGCCAUGGUCACGCCGCAACCCCUCCUCUCUUUUGCCCCCACACUUCCGGCGCAUCAAAGACCGCGUCAUGGGCGGCUUCUUCCAUCACCAGCGCCUAUGGCUUUACGGGCCCAAUUGGCUAUACAUGCUCGACCUCUCACGCGAUUUCCCCGCGCCCACACCAUCAUCAUCGACAGGUCCGGUGCCUAAUCAGCUAGACGGCGCAGCCGAGAUUGCACGACCCGGCAAGAAACGCAAGCGCCCCACCAAGGACUUGCGCGGCACCGGCGCCGGCGACAAGAUCACCAAGCGCCGCGACCGCGACACGCCCUUCGCGGCCACGGCCCUGCGCUACAAAGGCGACGAAGGCGCGAUGGAGCUCGUGGAUCUCGACCGUCGCAUGGAACCCGGAAGUGACGCGGAAGAUGACGAGGCGGACGACCAACUGCUCGCGCUGCGCCGCGGUGAGGAGGGGCUGUCGCUGCCACCACCACCAGCGUCGCCGGACGGAUCUAAGUCCAAGUCUGCGAACGCGGAUUCCCCAGGGGGAGAUGGUGGUGGGUGGAGGGCACCGAGGGAAGGAGAGGCGCCGAGAGAUUGGUUCACGUUCCGGUACCGGUCGAUAUUCGGCGUUGGGGUGUUGCGCAAUGAUGGGGUCGAGGCUGCGAUGCGUGACGAAGAGGUUGAGGUUGGUGGGGAAGGGAAAGACGUGGACGUGGACGUGGGCAUGAACAUGAACGGCACCGGUGACACGCAAGAGAAGGUAGGCGGCCACGUGGGCAGCAAUGGCCUCGAGGUGGUCAUCGUGGAACGGCCGAUGUACGAAGUCGGGCAGCCUGAACGCUUCGAGGGCGGACAGGACUGGGACGCGUAA
Molecule: messenger RNA, 2949 nt
Organism: Cyphellophora europaea CBS 101466
Lineage: Eukaryota; Fungi; Ascomycota; Eurotiomycetes; Chaetothyriales; Cyphellophoraceae
Exons: 1
Coding region: 1-2949 (982 amino acids)
Biological process (GO): maturation of SSU-rRNA from tricistronic rRNA transcript (SSU-rRNA, 5.8S rRNA, LSU-rRNA)
Cellular component (GO): t-UTP complex; small-subunit processome; 90S preribosome
Molecular function (GO): RNA binding; protein binding
Source: RefSeq, a predicted model, not a curated record